AUGAAAUACUUAGCACUUUUCCUCGUAGCCCUUACUGCUGUUUCAGCAAGAGGCAUCAUUAAACAAGAAAUGAUGGAUGAUGCCGAAUUCACCACCAAGGUUGGUUAUAGUCUUUACAACGGAUUCGUCAGAGGACUCUACAGAGAGCACUCCAGAGUCAUUAUUGACGAGCAAUGUUUCGGAGAGUGGAUGAGAUAAAACAUGACUCAUCUAGCUAACAUUUUGGACAGAGUCUUCAUGAUGGAGUUCCCAAUUCCAUACAACGAAGCCAUCUAAGGUGCCACUGAGGUCGUGAACCUCUUCUACUUAAACCAAAAGUACUGCUCAGCCUUCAAGGUUUGGGACGAUCUCAAGUCUUCAUGCCCAGACAACGAUUUCUUCAACUGCUUUGACAUGGAUCUCCUCUUAGCUAAUGGAAAAAAGAACAUGUUCGGACUUGUAACCAAAAUUGAGAAUAUUGUUGAACUCCUUCUCAGAGCUGACGUUUAGACUGAUGAAGAGAUUAUUUCAUUAUUCGACACCUUGGGAGAAGACUACGGUGCUAUCAUUUCCUACCUUAUCGGAUUCGAGAAGAGAUUUGACAGUGGCAGUCACAAGCACAGACAACUCCAACUUGCCAAUCCACUCUAAUCUGCUCAUAUUCCAUCCAUCUUCAAACAUAAAUUCUUCUGA
Stylonychia lemnae is the source of this 672-nucleotide messenger RNA. Lineage: Eukaryota; Ciliophora; Spirotrichea; Sporadotrichida; Oxytrichidae. The record is from the annotation of a GenBank genome assembly.